CUGUAUUUAAUACAAAUUUUUUGCACACCCUGUACAUUAUGUUUAUGUGUUUGGAAUUUUAACAAAAACUACUUCUUUUGCAAUUUAUUAACUGAAAUAAACAUUGAUUUUUGAGGAUUUUUAUGUGUAAUUAAAGUAGAAAAACGAAGGUGAUGGGGUUCAGAUCUUUAAUUUUAAAAACACCGAAAAAAUGUAAUAUAUUUUAUGGUGCGUUUUGUACAAAUUCCGCUGAAAUAAUACAUAAAAAUGAGGACAAUUUAAAAGAAUGGAAAAAAGAAUUGCACGCAACAAUGAAAGUAUUUCCGAAUUUUAUCAGCGAAGACGAGGAAAAUUCGAUUCUCAAAGAAAUGGAACCUUAUUUAAAACGUUUACGUUAUGAAUUUUCCCACUGGGAUAACGCAAUUCAUGGAUAUCGUGAAACAGAACGUUCUCAAUGGAACGAAGAGAAUUUGAGGAUAAUUGACAAAAUUCGAAAUAAAGCCUUUCCACCAGGAACACCUCAACUUGCUUACGUUCACGUUCUCGAUUUAACCGCCGAAGGAUGGAUUAAACCUCACGUCGACAGUGUUCGGUUUUGUGGCGAUAUUAUUGCCGGUAUCAGUUUAUUGAGUAAUUGCGUUAUGCGUCUCACGUCCGUGGAAAGUGAAGAUCAUAAGGAGGAUUUUCUUCUCCCAAGAAGAUCUCUUUACAUAAUGAGUGGAGUCGCAAGGAAUAAAUACAACCACGAGGUGCUAAAAGAUGCAGAUUCUUUCUUUAAAGGUGAAAAAGUCCCUCGAGAAAGACGCAUUUCCGUGAUUUGUCGCUGUGAACCAAAUCCUCGCGAAGAUUAGCACAAAAGAAUUUAAUACCCAUUUUUCUGUACAUAACUAAUUUUUAUGUAAAUAAAUAUCCAAUUUUUA
Leptopilina heterotoma is the source of this 899-nucleotide messenger RNA. RefSeq names its product alpha-ketoglutarate-dependent dioxygenase alkB homolog 7, mitochondrial. Bases 153 to 830 code for a protein of 225 amino acids. Gene Ontology annotation, biological process: DNA damage response; fatty acid metabolic process. The transcript is spliced from 5 exons. The record is from RefSeq and is a predicted model, not a curated record. Gene Ontology annotation, cellular component: mitochondrial matrix. NCBI's taxonomy places the organism in Eukaryota, Metazoa, Arthropoda, Insecta, Hymenoptera, Figitidae.